Canis lupus familiaris (dog) is the source of this 1827-nucleotide messenger RNA. It is a transcript of the gene TMEM61, whose product is annotated as transmembrane protein 61. Lineage: Eukaryota; Metazoa; Chordata; Mammalia; Carnivora; Canidae. The transcript is spliced from 4 exons. The coding region runs from base 1149 to 1664 and encodes 171 amino acids. The record is from RefSeq and is a predicted model, not a curated record.
GCCCAGUGUUAGAGCCAGUGUCCGCUCUUGUCCGGCUCUGUCUGUGGCACCAAGCUUUGCCGACAGCUGGCCAUCUUGUCGCUUCAUCUUUACAACUUGCCCUUCCCUGGGACGCAGAAUUUGAGCUCGGGGAUGCCGAGCAGCGUCAAGGUCACAGAGCUAAUAGAAUGGCCAUAGUUAGAGUGAUCAAUCUGGCGCAGAGAAGAGCUUUAUCUGGUGGGUGGGAGCUGGGGGUAGCUGGGAGGAGGUGGUUGGUGUUUGGACUGGGUCUUGAAGGGGGAGCUAUGAAAUUAAGGCCCUGGAUGGGGACAGAAGGUCCCCCAGGAUGAGGUCCCCAGACCCCAGGACUGGAUUCAAAUUUAGCACUGACCUCAGGCAAGCUGUCACCUUCGAAGCUCCAUGGUGCUGUUGUGAGGAUUAAGUCAGGGGACACCUGUAAAGCCCUGUGUGCUUCCCAGCCCAUGUAAAUGCCCAGUACAUGUCUGCUUCCGCCAUCAUCAUGGAUGUAGGCUGAGGGAGAAAUGGAAAGGGAACAUCCCACAUGCAGAUCAUCUUCAUCUCUGAGGGGCAGGAUUAAUUUUUUUACUUCAUUUUUUUGUAUUGGAGUUCAGUUUGCCAACAUAUAGCAUAACACCCAGUGCUCAUCCCAUCAAGUGCCUCUGAGGGGCAGGAUUAAUGAUGAUUCAUAUUUUGCGUUUUUAUACUCUUCUGCAGUUUUCUCACAAGGGGCAACUAUUGCUUUUAUAGACGUUUAAGAGCCUCUUAAGUUACCUUUUGCAGGAGCAAGUUCCUCAAGUGUUGAGAAGCACAGCAGUUUCUGGCUUCCAGCAAAGCCCUUCACCUUUUUGAGCUAGGUCUCUUCGCUUGCAAAACAGGAAUUUCUUUCCCUGCCCUGAGUACCCACCUCCGUGGGGAGUGUACAGAGGUGCUGGGAUACAGAGGCGAGGGGUUAUUAACUUAUUGAUUUGCUGUGGGUUUUUAAAUUGUUUUUCCAAGCUGAUUUCUGCAGCUCUUGACAGCCUCUCCUAGCUGUCGUCUCACUUUGGAGGAGGAGUAGUCAGGUUCUUUUCCUCCCUUCACACAAAGGCCUUGAGCGAGAGACAGGAGGCACUUGCCCCACAGCCAGACCGACAGGAAGACAACAGCAGAUGUGUGAUGUGAGCCGAGCAGCCUCCACACUCCGCUACUGCAUGACAGUCAGCGGCACGGUGCUUCUGGUAGCUGGGACCCUAUGCUUUGCUUGGUGGAGUGAAGGAGAUGCAGGCGGCCUGCUACUACUCCUCGGCCUGCUGUGGUCCAUCAAGGUCAGCACCCGGGGGCCUCCCCGACGGGACCCGUAUCACCUCUCCAGGGACCUGUACUAUCUCACUGUGGAGCCCUCGGAGAAGGAGAGCUACAGGGUCCCAAAGGUGGCUGCCGUCCCCACCUACGAGGAGGCCGUGUGCUGCCCGCUGGCUGCGGGACCCCCGACACCACCUGCGCAGCCCGUGGAGGAAGGCCUGGAGGACAGAGCCUCGGGGGAUGCCCUGCUGGGGGCCCAGUGCCCCCCGCCGCCCAGCUACGAGAGCAUCGUUGGUGCCGGUCAAGGCAUCUGUGGGCAAACAGUGCCUGGCCCCGGGUGCUCCUGCCCCGGCCCGGCUCAGGCCGCAGCGGGGGGACCUUGAAGGCUCCCCGUGGCCUCCGGAGCCGGGGACAGAGGCUGGGCCUCUGGUGGCUAGUCCAGCGCCUGGUCCACAGGAGGCACUCAACAACCCUUUGUUGCAGAAUGCUGUUGUAGUCACCUAUUGCCGUGCAACAGACGGCUUGGAAUAAACCCAUCUGAUCACC